Messenger RNA from Scheffersomyces coipomensis, 1578 nucleotides. It is a transcript of the gene CHS5, whose product is annotated as Chs5p. Gene Ontology annotation, biological process: conjugation with cellular fusion; Golgi to plasma membrane transport. The coding region runs from base 1 to 1578 and encodes 525 amino acids. Gene Ontology annotation, molecular function: protein dimerization activity. The record is from RefSeq and is a predicted model, not a curated record. The transcript has a single exon. Gene Ontology annotation, cellular component: trans-Golgi network; exomer complex. Lineage: Eukaryota; Fungi; Ascomycota; Pichiomycetes; Serinales; Debaryomycetaceae.
AUGGUGGAGGUAUCGUUAACAGUGGGUAAAUUGGAUGCCUCAUUGGCAUUAUUAUUAACCAAAGAUCAUCAUUUGAUUGAAUUUCCAACUAUAUUAUUACCAAGUGGAGUUAAAGCAGGAUCAAUUGUAAAACUUAAAUGUGAUCAAGAUUUUGAAAGCGAACAAGAAGAAUCAAAGAGAUUUGCUGCUAUUCAAGAUGAGAUUUUAACUACUUUUGGAACUCAAUUACCUAAACCUCCAGUGUUAAAGAUUAAAAAUGUAACUCAAACUUCUUGUGUUCUUGAAUGGGAUGCUUUAGAUUUAGGUACCGCUAGUUUAAAGAAUUUAAUCUUAUUUAAAGAUGGUAAGAAAUUAGGUGCUAUUCCUCAAGCAUUAUCCAACAAGACUACUAAAUUAUCAGGUUUACCAAUUGAUAAAGCAUUUGAAUUUCAAUUAAGAUUAGAUACAACAUCAGGUAUUUAUAAAUCUAAUACAAUUGAAGUCACCACUCAUAAAAUGACAGAUUUAUCAGGUAUUUCAAUUUGUCUUGGUGAUAUUUCUCCAAAUCAACAAUUUACAACUCAAGAUAUUGAAGAUACAUUAAAGAAUAUUGGUGCUAAUCCAAUUCAUGAUAAAGUUAGAGUUGAUACAACUCAUUUCUUAUGUACUAAAGAAAACAAACAAAAUCCAGAAUAUAUUAAAGCAAGUGAAAUGAAUAUUCCAAUUGUUAGACCAGAAUGGUUAAAAGCUUGUGAAAGAGAAAGAAGAAUUGUCGGAGUAAGAGAUUUCUAUGUUAAAGAUUGUGUGUUACCUGAUAUUUUUGCAAAGAAUUAUUGGGGCAAACAACCAGCUGCUCCACCAGCGGAAGUUGUUCCAGAAGCUGAUGCUGAAAUCACACCCGAAGAUGUAUCAACUCCAGUUAUACCAUCUACAGCAACUUUGGCUGUGGAUGACCAAGUUCCAGAAAUAAGAAUAGAACCAAGCACACCUCAACAAAUCGCAGAAGAACCAGAAGCACAAGUAUCACAAGAAGCUGUAGAUGAAGUAAAUGAAAUUGAACCAGAAGUUGAAACGCCAGCGGAGGGCGAAGCUCCUGAAGAAGUAGAAGUACCAAAGAUUGAAGUUGAAGAUGUGAAAGAAGAAGAGCCAGUUGAAUCAAGUGUACUCGUUAAAGAAUCUGAAGCUUCUGGAGUACCAGAUGCUGAAGAUGAAGUUAUUCCACCACCAGUUCCUGAAAAAGAGGUCAAGGUAGCAGAAGUCGAACCAGAAUCUACUGAAUCGGAAGCACCACCGGUACCUGAAAAGGAAGAUGCACCAGUAGCUGAGCCUGUCGUUGAAGUAGAAAAAGAAGAAGAAUCUGCUGCAGAACCAGUUAAGGAAGAAGAAAUAUCAACUGAAGCUCCAGAGAAACCAGUGGAGGAAGUACCAGAAGUGCCAGAAGCAGAUCUUGGAGAAAAGGGAGAAGAGGAGGAAGAAGGAGAAGGAGAAGAUGGUGAUGAAGCAGAAGAAGCUACACCUGAACCUGAAGGUUCAACAACCACCGGUAAUACUGCUAAGAAAUCAAAAAAGAAGAAGAAUAAGAAGAAGGGUAAAAAGUAG